Messenger RNA from Eublepharis macularius, 3759 nucleotides. It is a transcript of the gene MAP3K14, whose product is annotated as mitogen-activated protein kinase kinase kinase 14. Lineage: Eukaryota; Metazoa; Chordata; Lepidosauria; Squamata; Eublepharidae. Bases 78 to 2846 code for a protein of 922 amino acids. Gene Ontology annotation, molecular function: protein serine/threonine kinase activity; ATP binding. The record is from RefSeq and is a predicted model, not a curated record. Gene Ontology annotation, biological process: protein phosphorylation; positive regulation of canonical NF-kappaB signal transduction. The transcript has 16 exons.
GAGGAGCCGCUGAGGAGGCCGGAAACGACCGCUUUUGAUUCCCUCCCUCCCCCGCAGUGCCUUCAUGAAGUUAGAAGAUGGCAGUGAUGGGGAUUGCUUGCCAAAAUGCUCCAGUCCCAGCCAGUGGGCCCCCGAAGGAGCUGGCUGUGGCUAAGGGGCCUCAGGAGAUGGUGACCAAGAAAAAGAGCAGUGUUUGCAAAGUCGAGGAUCUGGAGAAGGAAGUGCUUCAAGGGCCAUGGAAGAUUUUGAGUGACGUGAUCGCCAAAGGAACUGCCAAGGAAGACAGUGGGGAAGGGAGCUUGGCUUCAGUCUCCAUCAUUGCCCAGGCAGAAUGUGAGAACAGCCAAGAGUUCAGCCCCACGUUUUCCGGGAGGCCUUUUAUUGCUUGUAAACGAUACAGUCGGUCUUGCAGUUUUGAUCAGAUCCCUAACAAUGUGGCCCGUGCGACUGAGGGGAAAAUGGCUCCAGUCUAUCGGAGGGCUAUGCAUCGUGGCAAAGCCCGGAAGAAUCGGAAAAAGAAAAAGGCUCGCCUUAUGACACCAGCCACCCCAGCUCAGAAGCCAAGAACUCCAGAGCAGGAGAGCUGCGUGCCUGUCCCGGUGCAGGAGGACGACUCCCAGUUGGGCAGUUCAUGGCGUUUGGAGUCAUGCAAGGGUUUGGCCUGUGAGUUUGAGCCUUCUGACAAACCCAGCUGUGUUCUCCCUCCUGGCCAGCGGCACUUGCUGAAAGACAAUGGCAAGCUAGAACUGUACAAGCUGAUCAGCCCUGCUCAGUGCCUGGACCAUGUCUGGAAGUGCCAUGCUCAGGACCAUUUUGUCCGUCCAUCAGAGAUCCUGGGCCUGCAUUACAGCAAGUUCCCCCCUUCUUCCCAUGACUGUGGUGACUGGCUUCCUGCCUUGAAAUUCGGCCCUCUGGGCACAUAUCUCUUUGAUGACCUUUCACGUGCUGAGGGUGAGCAUCACCUAUCGGGUCUGAGCCUGGAACAGAGCUUCUCCAAAUGCAGACAGCAGUCCUCCAAAGCCACUUCAGACAAGCUUUCUGUGGAUGAAUUCCUGGUGGAUGCAUUGAAGGGAAGCGUCAUUCUUGGAGAGCCGAGAAACUUGGCUGGCUUGGCCAAGACUUGGAAAGGAGGCGGAUCAGGUUCUAAGGAGUGGCUUCAGGAGACAGAUGAGAAUGAAGGUGUGCUGCUUAUAGAGAAACUCAAAGCAGUGGACUAUGAAUACCGUGAAGAGGUUCACUGGUCCAAGUGCCAGGGUUUGCUUGGCAUGGGAUCUUUUGGGGAGGUGUACAAAGUCAAGGACAAGCAGACAGGCUUUCAGUGUGCAGCCAAAAAGGUGCGAGUUGAACACUUUCGUGCAGAAGAGUUGACGACGUGCACCGGAGUGACCCAUGCCAAAAUCCUCCCCUUGUAUGGAGCAGUGAAGGAAGGCCCAUGGGUUACUGUUUUCAUAGAGCUAAUGGAAGGUGGGUCGCUUGGUCAGCUGCUUAAGCAGUGUGGUUACUUGCCAGAGGACAGAGCCCUGGAUUAUCUGGCUCAAGUGCUAGAAGGCUUGGCGUACCUUCACACUCGUAAUGUUCUCCAUGGCGAUGUAAAAGCCGACAAUGUCCUGUUAUCCAGUGACAGAAGCCAUGCUGUUCUCUGUGAUUUUGGCCAUGCGGCUCACCUUCAUCCGGAUGGCAUUGGGAAGUGUUUGGUGACAGGGGAUUACAUUCCUGGCACAGAGACCCACCUGGCCCCUGAGGUGGUGAUGGGAAAGCCAUGUGACUCGAAGGUGGAUGUCUGGAGUAGCUGCUGCAUGAUGCUGCAUCUGCUGAAUGGGCAUCAUCCUUGGACCCGAUACUUCAAUCAUCCUCUGUGCCUCAAGAUAGCCAAAGAACCACCCCCCCUGAGGGAAAUCCCGCCCUCCUGUCACCCAUUUACUGUGGAUGUGAUUGAGGCAGGCCUGCAGAAGGAGCCCCAGAAGCGGGCCAGUGCUGCAGAGUUGAGAAUGAAAGCUGCUGUGGCUCUGGAGCAGGUGGGAGGCCUGAAGAGCCCCUGGAGAGGAGAAUACAGAGAACCCAGACACCUCCAGUGGGCACAAGGCCACAGUCUUCCUGCGCACCCACAAACAGCCGGACUAACACCUGAGAUGCCUUUGAGCUCCAAGCUAUUUGACAGACGUCCCAGCUCACCACCUUAUCAUCAGGGGCUGGUAGAGAAGACCCUGAGUCCAUGCAAGGAAGGGUUGCAGCCCCAGCAUUCUACUCCACUCCACAUCAAGCGAGGUGGCUGGCGAGUCUGGCAAACUGCCACUUUGGAAAAGGAGUUCCAGCAGCUGGAACUUGAGCUGGUUCUGAACAGCCUGGCUCACCCCUUCUCUGUGGAAGAGCAGGAGCAAAUCCUCUCAGGCCUCCACCUGGACAGCCCUCUCCUUUCAGAUGCCAGUGAGAAGGACUCAAUGAAAGCAUCGUCUCUCAGCCUGAAGGAUACUAUGAGUUCUGGUGUGCAUUCAUGGAGCAGCCAGCCAAAUGGACAGAGCUACAGCUGGAACAGCUGGUUGCAUCGCAGCAGGCAGAUGGAAAUGCCCCUCUCCUUGGACGGUGUGAAAAUUGAGAUUCACUUGCUCAGUGGGGAAUCUCUCCAUAUCCGUGAAUUCCAUGGAGCCAAGGUGGGACACGUUGCAAUGGGAAUCAGCAGUCAGAUACCAGCCUCUGCGUUUAGCUUCUUCACCAAGGAAGGCCAGCCAGUUCACUGUGACAUGGAGGUCCCUGAUUCAGGCAUUGAGCUUCAGUGCAUUCUUGCUCCUGACUGCAGCUCUAGCUGGAAGUGGAGAGUCAGGCGGGGGCAGCUGGAGACCAGAUCCUGAGGGGGGGGCACCUUCUUACCCUUGUUUUGUGACUUUUUUCCUCCUGUAGCCAGGUGGGAUAACUGCAGGUAGAUCAGCACUUGAUGGUUGUGUGCAUGUGUGCACGCACACACACAUGCGUGGAUGGCAUGAAUUAGAAUUACAGGCUUAGUUCCUUGGGUCACCUUUUUGACUGCAUCUAGUCCACUUGUAUUGGAGAGAGCUUCUGAGAUCCAGAGAAGUUAAAUGUCUGAAACUGAUUUUAGGGAACUGGUCCAGUAAGCUUCUGGAAGGACAAAACAGCUCAGACAGGCAUCCAGUUUCCUAACUCCAACAUUGACUACUGGUCCCAAGGAAAUCCUGAAGACUUGAUAUGGAGAAAUUGGAAAACCACCUUCUCUCCUGGGAAUAGGAAACAGGAGGCCGAAAUCUGGUAGGUGAUGCAUCACUGUUCUUCAUGAGAUGUGGUUGGAGUGCUGGCCUUUGAGGGGUGCGAUACACAUUUCAAAUCUCUGCUCUCAAGUUCACUGGGUGAACUUGGGCUAGCUGCUGUCACAUAGCUGGACCUACAUCACAGGGUUGUUGUGAGGAUAUAAUAGAGGAAGUCAAAUAGGAAUCCUGAGCUAUUUGGAGGGUAGAUAGGCUCUCUGGCACUUGGUUUCCAAGCCAAGGAAUGCAAGCCAGACACUGCUCCUGCUGAUUGCAAGUAGGCCAUAGUAACUGUCUUAACUCUCAUUUGCUUCUGUGUGUCUGAGACUUGCCUUUCCUGGAGUGAAGCAGAUCCCAAAGUACUCUUGUGGAGACAUACCUAUGCAAUAAUCACGCAGCAAUAAAAAAAUACACGACAGUUCCCUUCCUUUGUGCUAGAGCACUGCAAGGGUCCAUGUACAUUUCUCUGUCAAGAAAAGUUGGCUGUAUUAAAAUACCUCUUUGU